CGGCCAUGUUGGAGCGGCGGAGGCGGCGCAGAGGCGCGUCCUGGGGUCCCCGCGGCGGCGCCGGUGCCAGGCGCUAGUUUGUGGAUACCCAGGCAGAUCUGCAGUGCCUAAUGCCAUGAGCGUGGUGGUGCAGCAUGUGGAAGAAAAAGCUGUACACUCCUGGUCUCGCAUCUCCACAGCAGGGAAGAAGGUGCUGGAGGAGGCAUUGCUUGUCUUUAAUCCCAUGAGCCAGGAUCUUUGUGCCACAGAAGCCCAGCUGGUGGCCUUCCUGCAGGGCCUUCGAGAUGAUGGCUUCCAGCCAACCAUUCUGCGCAGUGGUGAUGUCUAUGGCUACAGUUCGUGCACAGCCACUCCCCCAAGCCAGACAAAACCACAAGCUUGUGCCAACUCAACUUCCACAUCACCUCCAGCUAGUGCUCCCCAAACUGCCACGCAGCAGCCCAGAAGCCCAACCACGCCAUUCCCCAUGUCACUGUCUGGCAGGCAGGCCAAAGAAUCCACACCAACACUUGCCAAGCAUACUACCACCAACCUGCUGCUGAGCUCCUUGAAGCAGUCAAGUGCCAGCCACACCAGUGGCAAAACAGUGGGCUUCCCUGCCCACCUUUAUCCAGGUGUUUACCCUGCCAUGCAGCUCUCUGUUGUCCUUGAGGCUCUGGUUCCAUUCAAGACUCACAUGCCUUGCUUGGAUGCUAAGCCCAAGGCACGGUCACUGCAGCUGUCACUUGCAGACUGUCCUCUAAAGCUGCGAAAAGGUUCAGGAAAACAUCCAGGGGACCCUCAAUCCAAAGCCCCCCGAAAAAACACAAGUAAGGGCCUCAAGGGUCUGAUUCACAAAGGCCAUGGGGCUGGACCCCAACAAGGCACUAGACCCCAGAACAAGACUUAUAGAACCACUCGAUCCCUCAGUGGCCUGCAAGUAAACAAGAGCUCUGCCUCAGGCACCAAAACAUCCCAGGCUAAGACAGCUGGAACCCUCAUCAAAGCUGCCCGUGCCCUGGUCAGUGUUGCUCAAACACAAGCCAAGGCAACACGGGCCAGGGGCAAGGCAGCACUACCCAGAGGCAGAAGAGCACAGCUCAGGGCCAAAAUAGCACUACCCAGAGGCAGAAGAGCACAGCUCAGGGCCAAGAUAGCACUACCCAAGGGCAAGCCAGCAUCUCCCAGAGGCAAGACUCCCCUGUCCAGGGGCAAACCAGCACAGGCCAAGGCAAAAGCCCCCCUCACAGAAGCCAAGGCUAAAGUGAAGGCAAUACACGUCAAAGCCAAGGUGGCUCAGACCCAACCCAGAAGCAGGCCAAAGGGAUCUGUUCACUCCAGGACUGGAAGGAAGGGCCAGAAAAGCCUUUCUGAGACUGUGGGACAGAAGAGGAAAAAGGCUGAUGAGGCAAAGGAUCUUCUCCCCAAGAAGAGGACACGGCUUGGGCUCCAAUCUAAAGCAUGGCAAAGGCCCGGAACAGCAAAACUUAAGCUCCCUGCCAUAAAGGUCGAUAAACAGUCCUCAGAUGAUGAGGUUCUGCAGUGGGCCCAACAGAUCCUCUGUGUGAACCUAUCUCCUAUAAUACGACUUCAGCCAUUGCCCCCAUACUCAACAUCCUGACUCCUUCAUAAGGAUGCUUGGAAAAACAAA
This is a messenger RNA of Perognathus longimembris pacificus (Pacific pocket mouse), 1630 nucleotides long. RefSeq names its product coiled-coil domain containing 71 (gene Ccdc71). The coding region runs from base 116 to 1600 and encodes 494 amino acids. The transcript is spliced from 2 exons. The record is from RefSeq and is a predicted model, not a curated record. NCBI's taxonomy places the organism in Eukaryota, Metazoa, Chordata, Mammalia, Rodentia, Heteromyidae.